AUGAAAGAAAUUUAUGAAUUCGCUUAUAAUAUCGCUAAAAGUAAAAGCCCAAGUAAUAGGAGAAAUAAUGAUAAAUCCUUUCAAAAAGAUCAACUUUGAAGCCCUCAAACUCCAACCAACUCUAAUCAGGCAUCUAAUUUAAGCAAUCUACAACCUUCAAAAGAUGAUAAAAAUAAAGGGAUUCAGAAAAAGCCAAGCGGAUAUAAAUUUGUAGAAAAGAAAUAUAACUAUUUCAAUAAAUAUCAUGGAAAAAUUGGAUAUCAACCUCAAGAGCAGAAUUUUGAAGCUAAAAAUUUUCAAAGUAGCCCGGCUUUGCCAGUAAACGAAGAUAAUAUAAAAAUCCCUCCACCUCAGGUAAACAAUUUAAGUUCCAAUGAUAGCUCUAUUAGCAAACAGAUAAAACGAAGUGCUUCAUUAGGCCUCAAUAAGCAAGAAAAGGUCUCCGAUAAUUAUAGAGCAAUGGAUAAAGCUAUAAAUAGCACAAAUCCUGGCGGCAACCAAAUCGAAUUAAAAAAUGAUAUGUCCCAAAUCUUUAGUUUUGAAUUGGGAAAAAUUAGCAGUCAAAUAGUUCAAGCUUAUCAUACAGCUGAAAACUUCCAAAACAUAGAUAAUCCUAAUUCUGACAUUAUCUUGCCCAUCCCAAAAUCUAGCCCUAAAGUUAAUUGCAACAUUGGCUUACCUUGCAUUGGUAAUAGUUGCUAUAUGAAUUCUGUGCUGCAAAUACUUGCAAGCACAGAAGGCUUUGAUGGAAUCAUUUCUACAAUUAAGAUUCCUUUGUUCUCUAGUCUUGCUAAUGUUUUGCAGAUUAUAAAAAGCAAAUCAGAGCAUAAUUUAUCUUUACAUUUAUCCCAAUUCAAAAAUGCAUUAGGCUCAGAAUUUUCAAUGGUAACUUUUAUUUAGCUUCAAGGAUGAAGACAAAAUGACCCUAAAAAUCUAUUUCAAAUUAUUGUUUCAAAAUUAACUGGCUCCCCCUUGAACUAAAAAAUUUUGUUCGCUCACGGAGGGGGUUAAUUUUUUAUUUAAAAACUUUAUGUAUAAAUUCUAUAGUAAAUUUUUGUUUUCAUAAUUUAAAAAAUCCUAAUUCGCAAAAUUGGAAAGCAAAUAUUUAUUUAAUUUGUAAAAUUUAUAUUUUAGAAUUAAAUUUGCUCAGAAUUUAAAAAGUAUUAACUAGAGAUUUCAUUAUAUUAAUUUAAUUAUCACUUAUAUAUCAAUGGGUUUUUGCUCAAAAAAUAGGAAUUUUUCCAAUGGUUUUGUUCAUUCACGGAGGGGGGAGUGAGCAAAAGCCUGCAUUUAACUUAUUUUUAAUACAACUAGAAAAAAUUCUGAUAUGCAGAAGCCAUGAGGCAGUUAUAAAGAAUGAAAAUAUGUCGAUUUUUAUGGUGGAUACAAGUAAGAAAAGAAAUAUGCAGAGUUAUGUAGACGAAUUAAAGAAUCCUGAGAGCUUUAAAGGGGCAAAUGCACUUUACUGUGACAGAUGUGGAUGCUUGAGGGAUAUGGUAAUUGAAACAAAACAUAUUGAGACCUCUGCUAAUUUAGUUUUUUAUUUAUUUCCAUCUGCGUAUUUUAUUCCAGACAGUCACAUAUACAUUGAAAAUAACGACUAUACGCUUUAUGGAGUCAUCUGUUAUAAAGCUUCUGGGUGUUAUUCUGCUUUUACUUAUUGUGAAGCUGGAAGUACCUGAAUUGAAUAUAGUUGCUCAAAGAUAGCACCUGUUGAUCUGCCUGAUUUUAGAUAUGUUUGCAUGCUUUUCUAUAAAAAUAAAAUUUAA
Messenger RNA from Blepharisma stoltei, 1769 nucleotides. NCBI's taxonomy places the organism in Eukaryota, Ciliophora, Heterotrichea, Heterotrichida, Blepharismidae. The record is from the annotation of a GenBank genome assembly.